GCCGCCAGCUUCUUGCCGCCCGCAGCCGCCGCGCCAGCGGCCUGCUCGUACGUCCCCCCCGCCGCAGCCGCCGCGGCGGCCGUGCCCUCGUACACGCCGCCGUGCGGAGCCGGGUCCGCCAUCGCCGCCCCGGGGGCGCCGGGGGCGCGGCCUGCGCCGCCUCAGCGGCUUGCCGCGAGUCUGCCGGACCCUGACUCCAUUGACCAGCAGAGGAGCGAGUACGAGCGGGCGCUGCACUCGCAGCUGGAACACGGCGCGAG
Messenger RNA from Prorocentrum cordatum, 260 nucleotides. The record is from the annotation of a GenBank genome assembly. NCBI's taxonomy places the organism in Eukaryota, Dinophyceae, Prorocentrales, Prorocentraceae.